AUGUCGGAGAAAGGGAACUCGAACCAUGGGCGACUGGAGCGGUGCUUCUUCCUCGAAGCCUUGCCCGCGGAAUUGCGUGUUAUGGUGUACGAGAACCUACUUGUCGAUUCUGAGCCUAUCACUGCAUCUCCACGCGAAAAGUUGAAGGAGCCGAUGACGCUCGAUCUUGAACUUCUCCGCACCAACCGCCAAAUCCACGAUGAAGCUGCAGCCGUGUUCUACAGCAAGAACACCAUUUCCGUUCGCCCAGAUGUGAUGAAAAUUCCAAGCAGCGGUAUACCUGCGCCGCAAUACCAUCACUUGAUUCGACAUCUGAAAGUUGAGGGAUUGUACUGUCCGAAUAGCCCAGGCAAGGAGUGGGUGAAGAAAUUUGGCGGUCAUGGGGAGGAACGAGACGGGAAACAAGAGGCUGAGGAAUAUGUCUCCACCAUAUCAACCCUCCUCCUUCAACUGCGAAACUUACACACCCUCCACUUCACCAUCACCCCACCCGACCGCAUCUCCUCAACAUCCGUUCUCGCCAUGCUCCUGCCACUGCAAAACGCCCUACCUUCCAUGCUCGCUAAUUUCUCCCCCUCAGUAUCGAUUCUCAUGAGCUUCGAAUUUGAUGACUGCUACUGCCGCAUGCGUGUGUGCCCGGGAUUUUUGGCGAAGGAUUGUCUCCUGGUGGUCGCAUGUCAGGUGCUAUUUUGGAAGAGCCAUUUGCGGGUCGAGAAAAUGGUAAGGGAGGCGAGAGGUGCGAAUUUGAAGGGGAUUGAUGGGAGGACGGAUUUGGGGGGACUGGUUGGGGAAGGAGUGGAAAAGGUGGUGGAGACGGGGUGGGAGGUUGACGGGAUGAUUGGGCGAUUAGCGGGUCUUUGA
This is a messenger RNA of Didymosphaeria variabile, 861 nucleotides long. RefSeq lists its product as uncharacterized. NCBI's taxonomy places the organism in Eukaryota, Fungi, Ascomycota, Dothideomycetes, Pleosporales, Didymosphaeriaceae. The coding region runs from base 1 to 861 and encodes 286 amino acids. The transcript has 2 exons. The record is from RefSeq and is a predicted model, not a curated record.